AAACGAAGUGAGAGGCCCAGGGGGGCAGGGAAAAGAGUCGAGUCGAUCGACCGGGAGAAGCAAAACGAAAUCCGGAUUUGGCCGAAAAAGAUGCAACGUUAUGGAUACCAUGACCGAUCACCAUCGAGAAAGAAGAAUUUGGAUAAAUCACUUCGGGUGAGCGGGGCCUUCAAGCGGCCUCAAUACGCCGGGGUUGUAAAUGACAUACCUUUCCUUAUGGGAAAUGCCGCCUCCUUACUAAAAAGGAAUAGAAUCCAGUUAUUUUUACCAAAGAAGUCCCGCUCUGACGGCCCGACGAGUCAUCUACUAAAAAGGACCCUCCCCGCUGUGCGCCCCUCCUUGAAUUAUUCGGUCAUGCAAUACUUUUUUAAUACUAAGAAUAAAAUGCAUUUCGACCCCGUCCUAGUUCUCAAUCAUUUCGUGGCACCGGGUGUGGCUGAACCAUCUACGAUGGGGGGAGCGAAGGGAGGAAGCUUAGAUAAGAGAAUACGCUCUCGCAUCGCUUUUUUUUUAGAAAGCUCUACCAGCGAUAAAAAGUGUUUGGCCCGAGCCAAAAAGAGGUUGAUCCACUUCAUUCGCCAAGCGAAUGAUCUUCGCUUCGCGGGAACAACAAAAACCACCAUAUCGCUCUUUCCUUUCUUCGGUGCUACCUUCUUUUUUCCAAGGGAUGGGGUUGGGGUGUAUAAUAACCCUUUUUUUGAGUAUGCCCGGAAACAACUCCUAGCUCAAUUUAGGAUCAAAUGUAGGAACCUCAUGGGUAAGGAUAAGGUAAUGGAAUUGAUAGAGAAAUUCAUAGACCUAGGUAGGAUAGGAAAAUUGAUAAAGGGAAUAGAGAUGAUGAUAGAGAUCAUACUGAGAAAGAGGAUAAUUCCGUACGGGUACAACUCUGAUUUGAACGAAGUGCUAAAAAUGCGAUCUUUUUUGUCUAAUAGAACAAACACUAAUACCUUAAUUGAGUCGGUAAAGAUCAAAUCUGUUUAUCAAAGUGCUUCUCUGAUUGCUCAAGACAUCUCUUUUCAACUGAGGAACAAUCCAAUCUCAUUUCGUUCCAUUUUUAGUAAAAUAGUGAAGGAUAUUCCAUUAAUAAUGCCAAAAGGGGUGGAGGGGAUACGUAUUUGUUGUUCUGGUCGAUUAGGGGGUGCGGAAAUAGCUAGAACUGAAUGCGGAAAGUAUGGAAAAACAUCUUGUAAUGUAUUUAACCAGAAAAUCGAUUAUGCUCCUGCGGAAGUAUCUACUCGUAACGGAAUUUCAGGUGUCAAAGUGCGGAUCUCAUAUAGUCAAAAUAAGAAGGGACGUGCUAUAUCCGAAACGUACGAAAUAUAGUAAAUAUUUUAAAUGCAGAUGUAGUAGGGGUCGCGAACCGGAUGGUACACAACUUGGUUUUGGAAGAUAUGGCACCAAAAGUUGUAGAGCUGGUCGUCUUUCAUAUCGAGCCAUUGAAGCAGCGCGUCGGGCUACAAUCGGACAAUUCCAUCGUGCUAUGAGCGGACAAUUCCGAAGAAAUUGUAAGAUAUGGGUAAGAGUUCUCGCAGAUCUUCCUAUUACGGGGAAACCCGCAGAAGUUCGAAUGGGAAGAGGAAAAGGAAAUCCGACGGGUUGGAUUGCUCGUGUGUCCACGGGACAAAUCCCAUUUGAAAUGGAUGGUGUGAGUUUGUCAAAUGCUCGACAAGCCGCUAGAUUAGCGGCGCAUAAACCAUGUUCGUCAACCAAGUUUGUUCAGUGGUCGUAACGUAAUUGGUUAGUGGGGAAAAACCGGGCCGGGACUCAAAAGAAUUUGGCGAAGUGUUUGUUCCUGAACGAGGGAAGUGGAAAGACAAAGAGGGAUAGGGAGCUCGCCUCCUUCUUUUUUUGUAAUCGCCGAAAUUGUACGACGACCCUUCUUGUUCCAGGCAUACGACCCUGAGACGUGACGGUGUCACUUUUCCGGCCCGGUAAAGUGACAGUUAUAUAAAUAAGAAUAAGAAAGAGAAGCGUGAUGUUGUCGU
Molecule: messenger RNA, 1985 nt
Organism: Triticum urartu
Lineage: Eukaryota; Viridiplantae; Streptophyta; Magnoliopsida; Poales; Poaceae
Product: small ribosomal subunit protein uS3m
Source: RefSeq, a predicted model, not a curated record